Racocetra fulgida is the source of this 131-nucleotide messenger RNA. The record is from the annotation of a GenBank genome assembly. Lineage: Eukaryota; Fungi; Glomeromycota; Glomeromycetes; Diversisporales; Gigasporaceae.
AUGCCGAACUAUACUGUUGAACCUCAAUCAGAUAAUCCUGAACCUCAAUCCAAUAAUCCUGAACUUCUACUCAAAAGAAUUAGGGAAUUAGAAGAAAAAAAUAUCCAAUUAGAUACUGUUAGGGAUCACAG